Paramecium tetraurelia is the source of this 870-nucleotide messenger RNA. RefSeq lists its product as uncharacterized. Gene Ontology annotation, molecular function: protein-cysteine S-palmitoyltransferase activity. Gene Ontology annotation, biological process: peptidyl-L-cysteine S-palmitoylation; protein targeting to membrane. The transcript is spliced from 5 exons. NCBI's taxonomy places the organism in Eukaryota, Ciliophora, Oligohymenophorea, Peniculida, Parameciidae. The record is from RefSeq and is a predicted model, not a curated record. Gene Ontology annotation, cellular component: endoplasmic reticulum; Golgi apparatus.
AUGAAUUAAAUUCCCUCUUUUACAAAAACUCCAGAUAAAUAUCAAUCUGCUUUUAAAUCAAACAACCUAGAGAAAAUAUUCCAAGAUUUCGAUUCCAAAUAGCCAUCCACUUAAGCCUUUUCGAUUCCAAGCUAAAUUGAACAAGAAACUAUAGUUCCAAUCACCAAUAACGAUGAAUAAAAGGAUGUUAAUACACAGAAAUAAGAAGAGAAGUCCUCUCAAAUUAGUAAGAGCGAAGAGAAAAGAAGGAACAACAAACUUCAACCAUCUCUUGCUAUUUAAGUGCAUUCUGUUUAGAAUGAGUUUAUAAGUGAACAAUAUUCCCCAGGAAUGUCAGAGAGAAACAAGAUUACUCAAUCAACUAGAGCAGUGAAUAAGGUUCUCAUAGAGAAGAGGUUCAACAUUUUUGAAUACAUUAGAUACUGUCCAAUUUGUUCCAUUGACCAAAUAGCAAGAGCGAAACAUUGUCAGUCAUGUAAUAAAUGUGUAAGCUUGUUACGAUCAUCAUUGUCCUUGGGCUGGCAAUUGUAUUGGGGAAAGGAAUAGAUGCGUCUAUUAUUGAAAUCUACUAUGCGUUUAUUAGCACGUUGCACAAUCUAGAAUUUGAUCAUUACAAUCCUCUCUUAAAGUUCUUUUCAAUUUACUUUUUUACAAUAACUAUUACUGUGUUUUCAAACAUAUCUUUCUUUUCUAAAUUUAACCACUUGGGAAUUUUAUAGUUGGAAUAAGAUCUCCUAUUUGUAAGAAUUAUAAAGAAGGAAUGGAUCUCCAUUUAGUUAUGGAUGGAGAAGCAAUCUAUCAACAUAUUGCAGAUUUAAAAUACCCAAAUUAACUAUUUGGGAAUACAACCCAGAGAGAGUUUAUAAAUGA